AUGAAAAAGAAUGGGUUUGGGAGAUAUCGAGGCAAGUCUGCCGAGGAUGGAGCCAGCGGAAGCAAUGACCCACCGUCUCAGGGCAGGGUAGCUCUUGCUACUCAGUCCAUACUACGACCCAGGGCCCGAAUCCAGGAUAUCGUACCUUGCUGUGUAAACCAGCUGCUCACCUCCACUCUGGUUGAUGAUGUCUUCAAGAUUAGGGGAAUCGAGGUUUCCCAGGUCUCCAUCGUGGGAAUAAUCAGGCAGGCAGAGAACGCUGCAAAUUAUUUUCUUUACAAGAUUGAUGAUAUGACCACCAAGCCUAUCGAGGUCCAUCAGUGGGUCGGCAAAGGUAAAGCAAAGCAGAAGAUCACUCUGCUUCCAGUGGGAGUAUAUGUCAAAGUGUUCGGUAUCCUCAAAUGUUCAGCGGAGGUGAAGAGCCUUGAGGUGUUGAAAAUCCGUGUCCUGGAGGACAUGAACGAGUUCACCACACAUAUUCUAGAAACAGUCAACGCACACAUGAUGCUGGAAAAAGCCCGCCAAGCGGCCUCUGGGCAGAGUCUCCCUGUUGCUCCAUUAGAAAUGGAUGAGGCUCAGAUGCCCGAGUACCACCCUGACUUCGUCCAGAAGGAGGUGUUGCGUUUAAUUUGCGAGUGUCCUCAACAGGAAGGCAAGAGCGUUCAUGAGCUCCAGAACGAGCUUCGCAACCUGAGCAUCGGGACCAUCAAGCAAGCCAUUGAUUAUCUGACCACCGAGGGCCACAUCUACCCCACUGUGGAUGCGGAGCAUUUUAAAUCUGCUGAAUAAAGCAGCGAAUUUUUUUUUCAUUUUCCAAAGACCCUGCCUCCAGUUGUGACUGAGUUUGACUAUUUGACUUUUAGGAAGUAGAUUUUUUUAAACAGAAGAUUGGAACUGGCAUCCUGUGGAACCUCACUGCUUUUCCAACUGCUUUGAACUUUUCUGUUUUUCUUACUGUAUUUGAAGCUCAGAGGGAGAUAGCAAUGGAUAAAUUGACUGGCCAUUUCGUAGAAUUUACCGGUGAGCAAAUGAAAACACUCUUGGACGGAUGAGUUUGGGGGAGAAAAGGUACAGAAAAAGUUGAAAAUUAUUUAGUUGUGUGGGAGCUUCUUUUUCUGAAAUAUCUAUGUGCUAGGAGAAAGUAGAUGCAGUCAAGGAGCCAGUUAAAAGACAAUAAAAUUCUGUUGUUUUUACUUUAGACUUAUUUUCUGUGUUUGGAUUUAGCAUAUUAUAGUCAUAUUGUCAUCUCUUGCUAAAUAUACUGAUUGAUAAAUUCAGAGUGCUAAAGAUAGCAGUUUAUGAAUUCGGGCACUCAGUUCAAAUGUUCAUUUAGUGCUUUUCUCUUAUUACCAUAGGUUUCUGUUUUUUAGAAGAUAUGAUUAUACUAUGUUUAAAUGGCAGGGUCAGCUUUGACUUUUUUUCUUAAAAUAUGGUUAAUGAUUAUGUCAAA
Hippopotamus amphibius kiboko is the source of this 1450-nucleotide messenger RNA. RefSeq names its product replication protein A4 (gene RPA4). Gene Ontology annotation, cellular component: chromosome, telomeric region; site of double-strand break; nucleus. The coding region runs from base 1 to 789 and encodes 262 amino acids. Lineage: Eukaryota; Metazoa; Chordata; Mammalia; Artiodactyla; Hippopotamidae. Gene Ontology annotation, molecular function: DNA binding. Gene Ontology annotation, biological process: double-strand break repair via homologous recombination; nucleotide-excision repair; DNA replication. The record is from RefSeq and is a predicted model, not a curated record. The transcript has a single exon.